AAAAAAAACUAAACAAUGACGUCAUUUAGCUGCGACAGUCACAGUCUCCACCGUGAAAGCAGCAUGAUGGAAGUCUCUCCUUCUGAAAAUGUUUCUCUCAGGGAGUUCGGUUGUGAACAGACCUUACUCUCUCGUCCGGAUGGAUCGGCCUCUUUUGUUCAAGGCGAUACCAGUGUGAUGGCUGGAGUGUACGGACCCGCUGAGGUGAAAGUCAGCAAAGAGAUCUAUGACAGAGCAACCCUGGAGGUCCUAGUUUAUCCUAAAGUUGGACUUCCUGGUGUGAGGGAACGAUCCCAGGAGCAGUGCGUACGCGAAACCUGUGAGGCAUCUCUUUUUUUAUCUCUUCAUCCUCGUUCCUCGCUCACACUCAUCCUACAAGUGCUACACGAUGCUGGAUCACUCCUGUCCUGCUGUCUAAAUGCAGCCUGCAUGGCCCUGAUGGAUGCAGGCUUGUCUAUGAGUUGCUUGUUUUGUGGAGUGACUUGUGCCAUCAGUACAGAAGGUGAAAUCAUAACAGACCCAACUGCAGCUCAGGAGAAGGAAAGUCGAGCGUUGAUGACUUUUGCCAUCGACAGCAAAGAACACAGAGUAAUGAUGUCAUCAACCCGAGGCUCGUUUUCAGUUCAAGAGCUGCAGCAGUGUAUAGCCAUUAGUCAGAAAGCAUCGGAGAAGAUCUUCCAGUUCUACAGAGACUCAGUGAGGCGGCGGUACUCCAAGAACCUCUAAUCCAAUCUCAAGCUUCUUGCCCACUCCCCCCCCCUUUUUUUUUCUUCUUGUUUUACUUUUUUGUAUAAAGUUGAUAUAAAGACUGCAAUAAAAUAUUCAGCAACCACUUACCCCAUUGGGCUAUCUUCAUUCAGCUCAGGUGUAAAGACAUGUGGACACACUUUGUCAACACACUUUAAUCAGAUUGAGAAAAGAUAAAUAAAGGAUGAAGUGGUGUUAAGUGCAUUUAUUCAUUGAUUCAUUUGUUGAUGUUUCACUUAAAUAUUCACAGUUAACACAUGGAAGCAGAUCUGGCCCAGGGAUUUAUUAGGCCUUCAUACAGAAUUUAAAUGUGGGACCUAAGCCCCAGCUUAGCCCAUUGUACAGCACAUUCAAGACCAUCAACAUCUCCUUUAAAUUAUGCU
Cyprinodon tularosa is the source of this 1130-nucleotide messenger RNA. It is a transcript of the gene exosc5, whose product is annotated as exosome component 5. The coding region runs from base 16 to 726 and encodes 236 amino acids. Gene Ontology annotation, biological process: U4 snRNA 3'-end processing; poly(A)-dependent snoRNA 3'-end processing; rRNA catabolic process. The record is from RefSeq and is a predicted model, not a curated record. Gene Ontology annotation, cellular component: nuclear exosome (RNase complex); nucleolus; cytoplasmic exosome (RNase complex). Lineage: Eukaryota; Metazoa; Chordata; Actinopteri; Cyprinodontiformes; Cyprinodontidae. The transcript has 6 exons.